Molecule: messenger RNA, 3221 nt
Organism: Belonocnema kinseyi
Lineage: Eukaryota; Metazoa; Arthropoda; Insecta; Hymenoptera; Cynipidae
Product: protein couch potato
Exons: 9
Coding region: 920-1903 (327 amino acids)
Molecular function (GO): mRNA binding
Source: RefSeq, a predicted model, not a curated record
GUACCAGUCGCGUCGCAGUGUUUACGUAACCGUUAUUAUUCUUACUUGUCAGUGUUAAUUUUGCGUAUGAUUUGAGUUAGCCGGUCACCUGGUUCCUCAACCCGCUCUGGAUCAACCUUUUCAAGCUUUUCUGUUUGAGCCCAACGACCACAUAAAACCCCCAAAAAGUUUUUUAAAUCUACCAUCAUCACGACACGUCUCACGUCGAUUGUCGCCCUCGUCGUCGAGGACCUCCCCUUUCCCGUCCCAACCCCUACGACUCAAAACCAUUUCACCUGCUGCAUGGGCCAUCCGGUUAAUCACAAGUCUCCUCGCAGUCCUCCCAGGAGUGCUGCACUCCAGACUCACACUCCUUCGCGCCUACCUGGCUCACAGCUCUCUUUUACCCUAUCGAUUACUCGAAAAUAGACGCGAGGGAGUAUUACCUUUCUCUCAUUCUCACCCGCGUUCGUCCCUAGCGUGACAGGUGCUACCCCUGACUUCUCAGGGACAUAGGAUUCGUCAACGAGGAACAAGAACACUGUAUCAUCUAGUGGCAAAAGAGACGAACGCUGGAGAGAAGGGGAACCACCUGGCAAACGAAAACCAGUAAAUAAGAGGACAUCCAGGUUCUAUUUUUAAAGAUAAACGAAAGAAAAACUGAGAAAAUUACGAAAACUAAGUAAACAAGAAAACACGCAAGGGACGUACGAGAUAAGGAAGACGUGGAGCAGAAGGAAACAAGACGGAAGGCUUAUUUAUCCCGAGGGGGAAGAGGUUCUCAGAGUUCCACGUCCUGGAGGCGCCUGUCGUCUUCGCCGGUACAACCAUAACGCCGCCCGCUCUAAAACGCCCGAGACGGGACACGGUGGACUCAUCGCCGCCACCCGCUCGUAACCUCGCCCCCGGAAACCCCGGAACCUCGAGCGAACUCGCCUGUAUGAUGGACGCACCGCUGUCGCAGAGUAUGGACUCCGUAAACACGGUAGCCACCGGCGAAGACGAGGUGCGCACCUUGUUCGUGAGCGGCUUGCCGAUGGAUGCCAAGCCGAGGGAGCUCUAUCUUCUCUUCAGAGCAUAUGAGGGUUACGAGGGUUCACUUUUAAAAGUAACAAAUAAAAAUGGCAAGACGGCGUCGCCGGUGGGCUUCGUGACUUUUCACACGAGGGCAGGUGCGGAGGCUGCGAAACAAGACCUGCAGCAGGGGGUUAGAUUCGAUCCUGAUAUGCCACAAACCAUACGUUUGGAAUUUGCAAAAAGUAACACAAAGGUUAGCAAACCCAAGCAACCAGCCGCUGCAGCAGCCACCUCGCACCCCGCUCUGAUGCACCCUCUAACUGGACCCCUAGGAAGCCCAUUCUUCCCGAGUGGUCCAGAGCUCUGGCAUCAUCCCUUGGCAUAUUCGACGGCCGGUGAAUUACAAGGGACCCUUCAACAUGCAACACUGGUUCAUCCCGCAUUACAUCCUCAGGUCCCCGCUCCUAUGUCGCUACCGCAUCCAACUACGUUGACGUCGAUACACGCCUCGUUACCGCACUUUUUACCGUCUCCAGCAUUGGCGUCGCCUGUAGGUUCUUCUUCGUCUCAACCAAGCAUCGCCGUCAGCAAUGCUCCCUGCUCCACCCUCUUCGUAGCGAACCUCGGUCAAUUCGUCUCCGAGCACGAGCUUAAGGAGAUCUUCAACAGUUUUCCUGGUUUCUGUCGGCUUCGUAUGCACACGAAGGGAGGCUCGCCAGUGGCCUUUGUCGAAUAUCAAGACGUUCGCUACGCGGCCCAAGCAAUGGCCACGCUACAAGGAUCCCUUCUGGUCUCCUCCGACCGGGGAGCAAUACGAAUCGAAUAUGCAAAGUCAAAAAUGGCCGAGGUGGGCUUUACAAAUCUCUGGAUCGAAGGAUCAAAGGGAGAAGAAAACGGGCAACCUUAAGAUCGACAUCAACGGAAUGUAAAUUUCUGAAUUCCAAAGCGAGUCUGCUUUUUGUGAUGUUGAGACCAGAAGAGACCAAUCCAAGCAGAGGAGGACGAACAACAAACCCUAAGACGAGGAUCACGAAGAAAAAAAUUAUCAGGAAAUAGAAAGAAAGGCAAGACGAAUUCGAAAUUCGAAAAAGAAAAAAUGAAAAUCCACACAAAGGGGUUUCGUCCUGGAAACAAAGGGGCUCGGUCACUAGGAAAAUUGUGUGCAUUCGGAGCGACGGCGUAGUUCACGAUUUCUGGGGUCUGGCUGAGAAUCCUAGGUACCUAUAAGUUUUGUAGGUACUAUAUAUUUUUGAACUACUCAACGCCAGCCAACGUACAAUUAUUUAUUUUAAGCGACAAAUAAAAAUCGUAAAGCGACGGACGACCCAAUUUUCGAAGACAUCGACCCCAUUCGCCUGCACCCAGCUUUCGAGUGCGCAUAUAGGCAUAGGUACAUUAUUAAUUCGAUUCUCAUUAUUCUCGUCAUGGCUAUUACCGUCAUUAGAACGCUAUGAUUCACAUUAUUAUGACUGUCGUCCUACGGCCUCGAGAGCCGUUAGAAAUUCGUUUGUAUGUAAAAAGGCACUGUUAAAAUCACAACACCCGCACCACGUCGUAUAACACUCUAUUAUCGAAUUGUAGGUAAAUCGAGUAUCUGAUCGCGCAGCAGCACGCGUAUUACGAUUUUUUCCCAGGGACACGCCACCUCCCGUUAAUUCUUAUCUCAUCAAGAAAUUUAUUAAUUAAACCAAAGAUAUACACUGGAAACAAUCCCCUGGGAAAACGGGAAACAUUUGAAAAAUGCUUCUGAUCAAAGAUACGAAUUCUUCCCCGAAGGGUUCAUCAGCUUGUGGAAUUUAACUUGUCUCAUUUCUCAGCUGGAGAAUUUUUUCAUACUGAAUUUACAUGUUGUGUUUCCGCUUGAUAUUUUACUUGACUGAAUUUCCCAAAAGUAAUUGAAAUAAUUGAAAAUUGAAGGGAGGGGCGAGUCCCUCUGUACAUAAAUAUCGUGCGAGAUGCACGUUUAGAAGUGAUAUUAUCGAAGGAAAGUGAUGCAGAUUGUCUGCCUAGAAAAUACGCGUGCGGGAGUGAGUUCGAAGAAAAAAAAAUGGAUCACGAACAUGAACAUCAAGCUUAAUACCAAAGGUGCCCUAAGAAAACAUGUAUUUACGUUUUAUCAUCAGCAUCGUCAAGGCGAAGUAUCUUGUUAAGGAGAGUCUAAUGUCCUAGGAGAAAAAGUGGAUGUGUGAGUAAGCGAAAUAGCGAAAUAGCGAAAUAGCGAAAAA